Daktulosphaira vitifoliae (grape phylloxera) is the source of this 3044-nucleotide messenger RNA. Its product is annotated as zinc finger MYM-type protein 1-like. The transcript is spliced from 4 exons. NCBI's taxonomy places the organism in Eukaryota, Metazoa, Arthropoda, Insecta, Hemiptera, Phylloxeridae. The coding region runs from base 1 to 1956 and encodes 651 amino acids. The record is from RefSeq and is a predicted model, not a curated record.
AUGCGUAUGCGUAUCAGUCCUGUGUUCGCGUAUGUAGUAGGGCGAUGGUUAGCUGGCACGGCUGCGGGGAAACACCUGAGUGAUGACACCGCGACUGUGUCCUCAGACCCUGCGAGUAAGAAGAAACGGUUAGAAGAUGAACCAUUUGAUGGAGUUGCUUUGGAACAUCAACCAGAAGUAGAAGAUGUAUUAGGCUUAUCAGUCGCUCUCUCAACCACAACUUCUAAGGGUAAUUCUCCUUCAAAUGAAAUACAGAGGCUCAGGUCUUCCUCCAGUACAACUGACCAAUUAAUAAUUGGUCCAAUUAAUAAACGAGAUCCUACUCAUGGACCAGGUAUGGCCAAGACAUAUUUUAAGGAAGGUUCAUUUCAACCACAGGAUUUAAAUUUCCCUCAAGUGGACGGUAGGAAAUUUAGGCCAGAGUGGUAUAAAAUAUUUUCUUGGCUGGAAUACAGUAUUUUAACAGAUAAAGCGUUCUGUUUUGUCUGCCGUUUGUUUUACAACUCUGAAGAAAAUAAUGCAGAAGAUGUAUUUACCCUCACUGGAUUUUCCAAAUGGAAGAAAGCUGUAAACGCGUUUAAGAAACACGAGAAUAGCAGCUCACAUAGAAUUAGUAACAUUAAACUCAAUUCUCUAAAAGAAGCAGACAAAAGUGGCACUGUUAUAGAAAAAGUACAUCAGCAGUAUUCAGAAGAAGUAAAAGAAAACAGAUUGUACCUAGAAGCUUUGUGUGAAUCGCUGAUAUUUUGUGGUAGGCAAUCUAUUGCUUUGCGAGGUCAUGACGAAUCUACAGAUUCGAAGAAUAGAGGAAACUUUUUGGAGCUUAUGAAGCUUCGUUCUAUAGAUAACUGUUAUACCUCACCGACUUUCCAGAAUGAGCUAUUGUCAAUUAUUGGGGAACAAAUUAAAAUGCACAUUGCCAAAGAAGUUAAAGAGGCAAAGAUUUUUGCCAUUAUAGCAGAUGAGACUCAAAACAUAGCAAAACACGAACAAGUAGCUAUUGUCUUAAGGUAUGUUAAUGACAAGUUAGAAAUUCAUGAGUCAUUUGUAGGAUUUUACCGUACUAAAAGAGCUGACGGCGUUUCACUGGCCAAUGAACUGAAGAAUGUUUUGAUUUCGCUGGACUUGAACCUAAAAUACCUACGUGCUCAGUGCUAUGAUGGCGCCUCAAACAUGAGAGGCCCAUAUAAAGGAGUGGCAGCUAUAAUUAUGCAAGAAGCUCCAAUGGCAAUAAACACGUUCUUUGUACUUCAAAGUCUUUAUAACUUCAUUGCGAAAUCAACUAAACGACAUGCUGUUUUUGAAGAAAUUCAAAAAACUUUUCAAAGCCAUGAUGGUGGAACAGUAACAUUAAAAUCUUUAAGUGACACUCGAUGGGCUUGUCGUGUCGAAGCCGUACGCUCUCUACUAGAUAAUUUUGAUGCCACUCUUGCAACUUUACGGGAGAUUUACGAAAAAGACAAUGAUAGUGGUGGACAAGCCAAUGCGUUAUUGAAAAAUAUUGAGGACUUUAACUUUGUAUUUGAUCUUUUAUUGCUCAAAAGAGUUCUAUCCCAAUGUGAUGUACUGUCAAAAACACUUCAGUCAAGUAGUGUGACUUAUGAAAUUGUGAAAUCUGUAAAAAACAGCACUCUUGAUGUAUUAAAAUCCUUCAGAACACAUGAAUUUUUCACAAAGUUGUUUGAUCACUGCACAGACAUCACUGACAAGUGCGGGUUUAAAACCGCCCAACUGCCAAGAAAUAGCCGAAUUCCACUAAAAAUUGGUGGAGGAAGUAAAACCCCAUUUGAAUCUGUAGAGCAGUACUACAAAGUAUCAAUCCUUUGGCCAGUUAUUGAUAUCCUAAUCGAGGAGAUAGAGGCUAUACUUCAAGAAAACAUCCUAGAUGUACUUAACCACUUGUGGAGUUCUAGGUGGAACCGAUGUAGACACAGCCUCUGUGCAAUAUGUGUCUAAAUAUUAUAAUUUAGACAACGAACUUCUUCUAUCUGAACUUAGAUGUUUCCUUAAAAUGGAAGAAUCAAGAAACAUAUCAAUUCAAGAAAGAGCUGACGUUUUUGUUCAUAAAUCUUUGAAAAAUGUGUUUCCUAUGCUUUUUGAACUUUUUCGUUUGUUUUUCACGAUUCCAAUGAACUCGGCUUCAUGUGAAAGGUCUUUUUCAUGCUUGCGUCGAUUGAAAACAUACACCAGAAGUACAGUUGGACAGGAUAGAUUAUCAUCUUUGGCUCUUUUAGCCAUCGAAAGGAAUGUAAAAGUAAACAUUUCUAAAGUUAUUGAUGAUUUUGAUUUAAACCGAAAUAGAAGACUUCAUUUUGUAUGAAAAUGAAUAUAAACAUUGAUUAUUAUUAAAAGUUUUUUUAUAUUUACUUAAUUUCUCUCUUUUAUAAUUCAAUGGGUUAAAUAAGGUUUAGCUAGUAAGGUAAGUGAUUAAAAAAUAUUGUUUUAAGGUAAUUAUGGCCUUCCAUAUAUGGGAGUUAGUUUAACAAAUGUUAUUUUUGUAAAAAAAAAAAGGUCAUUUAGGCUAAUUAAAUUUGCCACCCCAGAUAAAAUAUUGAAAUGACGCCUAUGGCUCUCGCUGGACCGAUUUUAAUGAAUACGUCAAAAGAUCCCAAAUCGUAUCGAGUCGAAGACGUUACCUCCAAAAUAUUAGAAAUUUAAAUAUUGCUCAUUUUUGACAUUUUUAAAAAUUUUUUUACCUAAAAUUGCAAUAACAUUUUUAAAAAUGACCGAAUUAAUAUAAUUUAUUUUUAUAUAUAUACCUUAGGUAUUUAUCUAUCAUUUUAUAUAUUUUUGAGAACAUUUGACCCUUUAACAGCCUACAGGAAGGGUUUAAAAAUAGUAACAUAACUAUUGAAAAUGUUCUGGAAAGACUGAUACUUUUAUAUAUAUCUUAAAUUAAAGCUUAUGAAAUAUACUUUAAUUUUAAAAAAAUAAAUUUGACCUCUAGUUUUGUCUUUGUAGUGAAAAUGACUACCGUAUUAAAAAAUAUGCUAUUUUUGUGUUAAAAUUUGGGGUUUUGUAUUUUAUUUUAAUUUAAAAUACCU